Messenger RNA from Echinostoma caproni, 480 nucleotides. The record is from the annotation of a GenBank genome assembly. Lineage: Eukaryota; Metazoa; Platyhelminthes; Trematoda; Plagiorchiida; Echinostomatidae.
AGCAGUGAUGCCACUCACGUCAUGCGACUGUUAAAUAAACCAAUUAUCCUAUGGGUUGUUGUGUCAAUCUUCUUUCUGAUGGUCAUGUUACGCAUGAACGAGACCAUAUUUUGGAAUUGGUUUGUCAUCUUCACUCCAAUGUGGUUCCUCGACUUGGUCAUGUUGAUCACAGUUUGCGUCUGCAUCAGUCAUCGAAACAUACGACUCACUUGCUCUUGUGAUCCGGGCACCCGUACAGAUCAGGUACUCUCGUUUGUCCUGAUCACAUCCAAACUGCUCGCUCAGAUCACCAUCUGUCUUUACGCGGAAAGAUCCAAUUUCGGCACGGGUUCCGCCCCCGAGGGUGUUUGGACCACGUUCCGUCUGUGGCAUGUAAUGAUCCCACUGUGGCUCACAUUGUCACUUACACUGGUCGCUUUGUGUCGUGGAUUGUUUGGCAAAGCACUGCAUCAAAUGUGGUCCCGAUGUGCCCAUUUUUAA